UUCACGCUCGCAUUUUAAGGCAAACUCGUUCUUUCACCCUUUAAGUGAACAAACGGGAACGAAAUUUGUGAGUUGCUAUAAGGUUGCAUAUUAAUGUUCCAUAAGUUGCAGAUUACGUAAAAAAUCCAUUUUGCAGAACUCCGUUUUUGAAUUAUUGCAGAAGCUACAAAAUCUAUCUAGUGAAAACGCAGCUCCUGCUGGAAGCAGCAGCAUGGUGUUGCCUAAGAAGGAUGAAGGAAGCAGAACAGGUCUGGAUUGCGUUAGAGGAAUGCCUCUUUCCUUCCUUCCCACAUAUUUUGCUUCAUGAUAUUGUCUUUGUUGUGGGCGGUGCUCUUGCAUGGUCGUUGUUAGAUGGUGUGGCCUUCGCCGGUGCUACGAUGCCUAAAUGCUUACAUGGUCGCCUCUCAACGUCUCUCCGAUGUUAUGAAAGCUUGCAUCAAGCUCGGAACUGCCUCUCAUGGCGAAAGCAUCCAUGCCCACCUCGUUACGUCCGGAUUUCUACCAGGUUCCGUCUUUCUGUCCAACCACCUGAUCGAUAUGUACGGGAAAUUUCGGCUUCCAGACAGUGCACGCCGGGUUUUUGAAGAAAUCCCUCAAAGGAACGCUUUCUCCUGGAACAUUUUGAUGAUGGGUUUUGCUGACUGCGGAAGGAUCACAGAUGCACUCCAGCUGUUCGGCGAAAUGCCUGAACUGGAGCGAGAUGAAGUUUCCUGGAACACCAUCAUCGCAGGAUGCGUUCAGAAUGGUCGAGGUGAGGAAGGACUAAAACUAUUCAUCCGUAUGCUUCGUGAUUCUGAGCAUAUUCCUAAUUCGUUUACCUUAGUCAGCGUCCUAAAUUCUUGUUCGAGUCUGUGUUGGAUCGGCCUUGGUUCGCAAAUUCAUUCUUUUUCCCUUAAACUGGACGCUUUGGUUGAUGACCAUUCGAUCCAGUGUGCGCUUGUAAGUAUGUACAUAAAACUUUGUGAUAUUAAGAGUGCGCAAACAGUUUUCGGAAGAAUGAUUCGUUUUGAUAUAUUAACAUGGAACUCCAUGAUGGUGGGGUUGUCCAAACUGUCAGGUGUGGAUCCUGCUCUGCAAUUGUUUAAUAGAAUGCCGGAGAGAGAUGUUGUCUCGUGGAAUACAAUCAUUUCCAUUAUGUCUCAGCAUGGUCAUGGAAUUGAGUGUCUCAAUUUGUUCCAGGAGAUGUCCAAACAGGGUUGGAGGCCAAAUGGCAUAACAUAUGCAAGUGCCCUCAGUGCUUGUGCAAGCUUGUCUGACUUAGAUUGGGGCAAGCAUUUGCAUGCUCGAAUUUUACGUGGUGAACUUCACAUUGAUGUUUAUAUAGGGAGCGCUCUUGUAGACAUGUAUUGCAAGUGUGGCUUAUUAGACUGUGCAAAACGAUUAUUUGAUUUGUUGCCUGAGCGUAAUGAAGUAUCGUGGACCUCCAUGAUGGCAGGCUUGGUGCAACAUGAGCUGGAAGAAGAGGCUCUUGUGCUCUUCAAAAAUAUGAUAGCAUCGCAAGAUUUUUCCGCAGAUCAUUAUGCUCUUGCUACUGUAUUGGGGAACUGCUCUAGUAAAAAGAAUAUGAAUCUUGGAGUUCAGGUCCAUGCCUAUGCAAUCAAGAAUGGCUUUGGACUUGCUGUUCCUGUUGCUAAUGCCCUUGUUAGUCUAUACGUGAAAUGUGAAAAUGUUGAAGCUGCAAAUCUUCUUUUUGAAACAAUGCCUAUAAGGGACAUAAUAUCAUGGACAACGAUGGUAACAGCAUAUUCUCAGAUGGGUCAUAUUUCGAGAGCUCGUAAUUUGUUUGAUGCCAUGCGUGAACGGAAUAUAGUAUCCUGGAAUUCGAUGAUGGCUGCAUACAUACGACAUGGGUAUGGAGAACAGGGACUGAAACUAUAUAUUGUUAUGCUGAGGGAAGAAGAGAGAAUAAGGCCAGAUUGGAUAACCUUUUCCAUUUUGCUAAAUGCUUGUGCUGAUCUCGCCACUCUGAAGCAUGGAAGCCAGAUUUUUAACCAUAUUACAAAGCUUGGGCUGGAUGCUAAUGUUUCAGUAGCCAAUGGGCUAAUUGCUAUGUACUCAAAAUGUGGUAGAAUUAAAGAAGCCAGUACUGUCUUUGAUUUGAUCGUUGAUAAGGAUUUGGUUUCUUGGAAUUCCUUGAUGACAGGAUAUGCACAGCAUGGACAAGGGAAGAGGGUUAUUGAGAUCUUUGAGAAGAUGUUGCAAGCUGGCAUAAAACCUGAUCAUAUCAGUUAUGUUGCUGUUCUCUCUGGUUGCAGUCAUGCAGGGCUAUUAUCAGAAGGUCAAUUGUAUUUCGAUUCUAUGAGCAAGCUCCACGGACUUUCUCCAAUUCCUGAGCAUUAUACCUGCUUGAUAGACAUGCUUGGUCGAGCUGGAUACCUUGAAGACGCUGAGAAGGUUGUUGAUCAAAUGGACUUUCAACCUAAUGCUGACAUAUGGGGAGCACUGCUUAGUGCAUGCAGGAUCUAUGGCAAUACCGAACUUGCUGAACGUGCAGCAAGUGAACUGUUCAAGUUGGACCCGAAGGACUCUGGGAGCUAUGUGUUGCUAGCAAAUAUGUAUCUAGAUGGUGACAAUCUGGGCGAAGCUUCCAGGGUCAGGAAGUUAAUGCAUGAAAGAGGAGUGAGAAAGCAUCCCGGUUGUAGCUGGAUUGAGGUUGAUAAUAGGAUCCAUUCAUUUACAGUUAGCAACCUGAACCAUCCACAAAUGGAUGGUAUAUUGAAGACAUUGGAUGACUUGAUUACGAGGAUUGAAGUACUGGGCUACGUAAGAAACAAUAACUUUAGGUCUCUGAGUCACCACAGUGAGAAGUUGGCAGUUGCUUUUGGACUACUCAGCGUUCCUGCUGGAAGGCCCAUAGAGGUAAUGAAGAAUCUUCGUGUCUGCAGGGAUUGUCAUCUGGUCAUCAAAUUAGUAUCUGCUGUUACGGGAAGGGAACUGGUUGUUAGAGAUGCCAGCCGCUUCCAUCACUUCAAAGACGGGAUCUGCUCGUGUGAUGAUUACUGGUAGCAACUGUAAAUUGAUCUGUAAAUAAGUUUUGGACAUUCAUUAGGUCUCUGAAGCAUCGUCUAAACCAUUCUUGGUUGGGCCUCCAAGCACAGUUUGCUCCUAGGGAUGGCAAAAAUAGUCUGCCGUGCGGGCGCGGGUUCCGAAGUUUUGCAUGCAUAUUGAACAGAAAAAUAGGAUGCUGCUUGGCUUGAAGGACUCACGUGUACUGCAUGAGUUGUUGCUUGUCAUUCUAAUCAGGUGGGUGACUACCCAACCCCAGAUGACCAUACCAACAAAAGGGUUAAAAUCUGUAUGCCACGACCGCGAGUUACUGUUUCAAUUUGGACAUUCAAUUCUUUUGUUUUCACUCUUAUGAAAAAGGAAAUACUGUAUUUCAGUUUUGUAUCA
Nymphaea colorata (pocket water lily) is the source of this 3393-nucleotide messenger RNA. Its product is annotated as pentatricopeptide repeat-containing protein At2g13600-like. The record is from RefSeq and is a predicted model, not a curated record. NCBI's taxonomy places the organism in Eukaryota, Viridiplantae, Streptophyta, Magnoliopsida, Nymphaeales, Nymphaeaceae. The transcript has a single exon. Gene Ontology annotation, molecular function: protein binding; zinc ion binding; RNA binding. The coding region runs from base 352 to 3006 and encodes 884 amino acids. Gene Ontology annotation, biological process: RNA modification.